Eremothecium sinecaudum is the source of this 912-nucleotide messenger RNA. RefSeq names its product Pex19p (gene PEX19). Gene Ontology annotation, biological process: protein import into peroxisome membrane. Gene Ontology annotation, cellular component: peroxisomal membrane; peroxisome. The coding region runs from base 1 to 912 and encodes 303 amino acids. The record is from RefSeq and is a predicted model, not a curated record. Lineage: Eukaryota; Fungi; Ascomycota; Saccharomycetes; Saccharomycetales; Saccharomycetaceae. The transcript has a single exon.
AUGUCGGACCAGGGUGAUGACUAUGAUGACUUUGAUGAUUACUUGGAAGACCCUUCCAAAUUAGAUUCUGAAACCUCACAAGGAGCAGAUGAAAUUGGGGAUAAUAGUAAUAAUAACGGAAAAUCGUCCAAUAAAACCGUAAAUGAGAACCCAGAGAUGGCAGGGAUAAUCAAUGAGCUGCAGUCUGACUUCCAAGCGCUAUUGAAGACUGAUAAUGGCUCAAACGAGCAGGAUUCGGAAAAGUUUAACAAUUUGCUGGGCACCCUUGGAGCAGCUGCAUCUUCACCGCAAAUCCCAGAGCCCAAGGGUCCAUCUGCCAGUAGCGGAAAGUACCCCCCUCAUGGAAAGUUUAGGGAUAUUGUGUCUAACACUCUUGAUAGGUUAAAAGAGGGGUCUGCAAAAAUUGACUCCAAAAUUCAAGAAGAAAAGCAGUCCCAAAAUCCAGACGCCAUCCUCUCUCAGCUCCUAGAGCAGCUCGGAGAUGGCUCUGUGGGCGACGAGUCCUCAAUGGACAGCACAAUUGCCACCAUCCUGAACCAGAUGUCCUCAAAAGAAGUAAUGUAUCAGCCGAUGAAAGAAAUGCAGCACGAAUUCACUGCCUGGAUGGCCGAAAACGGCGACCGUGAAGAGCACAAGGAAAAUCUCAAGAACUAUCAGCAGCAGCUCAGCACUGUAAACAAAAUCGUCUCUAUCUACGAACGUGAUGACUACACUAACGAAAAGUACCGCACCGAAAUAACUGAUCUAAUUGAUACUCUAGAACAGCUUGGUGAUAGUCCCAUAAACAAGGGCUUCAAUAGCACCGAAGUCAAUAAGGAAUUAGAUAACCUCGCAAAACUAAUGGAGGUUGAAGGCGACGAGAACAUGGCUCAUCUCGAUAAGGAACUGGAGGACACCUGCAAGCAACAAUAG